AUGCCACAUGAACGACCUUCACAUUUCUCACCAAACCACGGAAGUCAUACCCCAAUGAUAACCUCAGAUCCCAUCGAAGUAGUGGAAAUAAUCAAUGAUCAAGAAAUAGAGAAUUAUAGAUGGGGGAUCAUAUUACUCGUAGUUUCAGUUACUACUUGGAUUAUAGGUCUAGAAUUGGUCAAUGCUGUUCUAAAGGGAGAUAGUUAUACUAAACCAUUUUUAUUUGCUGUCAUUUCUGGUUCAAGUUAUAUUGUCAAUUUCGUUCCUGAUAUCUUCAAUGGAAUAAAACGCGUAUUUACUGGCAGCAAAAGGAAAGACUCCGUUGCCCUAGUAGUUCCCUCAAUAGAAGAAACAACUCCAUUAUUAGAAAGUAGUUCUCGAGACACUGUCAACAACAUCACCAACACCAAAUUAGAGAAAACAAUCUCGGAAGAUUUCGAGAAUCCAAUAGAAUUAACUACAUCUGAGAUAUGGAGCCUAGCUGUACAAAUCGCAUUCAUUUACUAUCUAUACAAUUCAUUCGUCAUGGAGGCAUUGCAAUUCACAUCAGCUUCAAAUCAAACAGUAUUGGGAACUACUUCGUCAGCAUUCACGCUUGUAAUUGGAGUAUUUCUCAAAAUUGAGAAAUUCUCAAUCAAGAAAGUCUUAUGUGUUGUAUGCAGCUUCUUAGGGGUGUUUAUGGUUAAUUUUGGAGAAUCUGUAGGUGAAAAUAAGCAUCGAAAUAAAUUUGAACUGAAAAAUCCUCAAUUGGGUAAUUUGUUAGCAUUAGGAGGAGCAUUGAUGUAUGCCUUAUAUUUAAUUAAUAUGAAAUUGAAAUGUGGAACUGGCAAUAAGGUUACAAAUGAACGAAGAUUGUUUGCAUAUGCUGGAUUAAUUACUUUAUUGGUUGGAAUACCUUUGUUGUACAUUCUUGAUCAUUUUGGAAUUGAGAAGUUUGAAUUGCCUCCUAAUAAUUCCAUUAUGGCAAGUGUGUUGAUCAAUGGGGUUUUUUCGGCACUUUCAGACUAUGCAGCAAUGUUGGCUAUGUUACUUACAAGUCCACUUGUUGUUUCACUUACAUUAACUUCAGGAAUCCCCAUCACCAUUUUCAUCGACUAUAUCAUAUUAUUUUUCACCAGUGGGAAAGAUGAACAUCAUAAGACUAGCUUCUUGUAUUUCCUCGGAAUCAUUUGCAUAAUAUUAUCUGUAUUAUUGGUCAAUAUCAACAUCACGUCUGAAAAUGAAUUAAUCGAAGAAGUUAUCGAAGAAGCCCUUGAAGAAGCAAUCAGACGAGAUGAAAUCAUGUCACCCGUUCUUUCUCCACUAUUAGCUCCACCAACAACUAGCGGAUCACAUACACCAUUUUUAAGAACCCCAGGAGGUGGUCGUGAAUCGCCUGUUCCUUUCCAAGUUGGAAUACAUGCGUCUAAUAUAUUGUCCAGCUUGACUCCAAAAGCGAGACCGGGAAUAGCAAGGCAUGUUUCUGAAUUUGUUCUUGAAGGUACAAAUCCAUGUCAUCAACAUCACCAUCAUCUUCAAAAGCAUCGUUCUUUGUUAUCGUUUGAACGAAUGGCGGAAGACGGAGAAGAAGAGGACGAAGAUGAGCCAAAUAUUGUUGUCAUGAGUGGUACACACCACCAAUAUCGUGUGAAGAGUCUUAAUACCCAAGAUUCGGAGAGAAGAAACCAUCAUUAG
Molecule: messenger RNA, 1674 nt
Organism: Hemisphaericaspora subhashii
Lineage: Eukaryota; Fungi; Ascomycota; Pichiomycetes; Serinales; Debaryomycetaceae
Exons: 1
Coding region: 1-1674 (557 amino acids)
Biological process (GO): regulation of peptide transport
Cellular component (GO): membrane
Source: RefSeq, a predicted model, not a curated record